AUGAACGAAGAUACAAAGCAUAUCAUAGCAGAACUUGAAGAAGUAACCGAAGGGCGUUAUGAAAUUAAACGUCGAUUAGGAAGAGGUGCAUAUGGAGUUGUUUUUGCAGCAAAAGAUAAGAAAACUAAAAAGAUGGUUGCCAUCAAAAAAGUUGAACACAUCUUUGAUACACUUUUAGAUGCAAAAAGAUGUCUUCGUGAAGUGUGCAUACUUUCGCAUUUCAAUCAUGACAAUAUAACGAAUUUAAUUGAUGUCACAUCACCUUCGGACUACAACAAAUUCAAUUACUUAAUUAUCAUCAUGGAUUUAAUGGAAACCGAUUUGCAUCGUAUUAUUAGUAGUAAUCAACCUAUUACGGUUGAACAUCAUAGAUUUUUCAUUUAUCAAAUCCUUCGAGGUCUUAAAUACAUUCAUUCCGCAAAUGUACUCCAUAGAGACUUGAAACCUGCUAAUAUUCUUGUAAACGCAAACUGUGAUUUAAAGAUUACAGAUUUCGGUCUUGCCAGAGUAAGCGAGUUAAACGAUGAUAGCGAUUUCCUUUCUGAAUACGUGGCCACUAGAUAUUACAGACCUCCGGAAGUUCUUUUGAAUUAUAAUACUUAUGGACCUGCUCUUGAUGUUUGGAGCGUUGGCUGUAUCCUUGCUGAAAUGAUUCUUAGAAGACCUUUAUUACCGGGUAAGAAUACUCUCGAUCAGAUUGCUUUAAUUGUGAAUUUAAUUGGAUCUCCUUCAGAACAAGAUUUAGAAGAAUGUCCAGCUCAAAACGCAAAGAAAUACGUACAAAGUCUUGGUGAGAAAAAGAAAGUUGCAUGGAAAACAAUUUUCAGAGGUAAAUUAUACAUUGAUGAAGAGUUAGACCUUCUUGAUAGAAUGCUUACAUGGGAUCCACGCAAGAGAAUCACUGUUGACGAGGCUUUGGAGCAUCCUUUCUUAAAUUCAUUACAUGAUCCAACAGAUGAACCAGAAACAUUCCCUCUUGAAGAAUUCGAAUUUGAAACAGAUAAAAUACACCUCAGAGACCUGAAAAGAAGACUCUGGGAAGAAGUUAUUCAAUAUCAUCCUGAAUUUGGAGAGGCACCUCCUGUUAAGGAGACCUAA
This is a messenger RNA of Trichomonas vaginalis G3, 1098 nucleotides long. Its product is annotated as STKc MAPK domain-containing protein. Bases 1 to 1098 code for a protein of 365 amino acids. Lineage: Eukaryota; Parabasalia; Trichomonadida; Trichomonadidae. The record is from RefSeq and is a predicted model, not a curated record. The transcript has a single exon. Gene Ontology annotation, molecular function: MAP kinase activity; ATP binding. Gene Ontology annotation, cellular component: cytoplasm; nucleus. Gene Ontology annotation, biological process: intracellular signal transduction; protein phosphorylation.